ACAUAGAACUAGUGAAAAAAAUCAAUGGUUAGGUUAUCGUCUAUGUGAAGGUUAAUUUCGAAUAUUGCAAAGCAGUCCUAAAUAGACAAGCUAUAAAUAAAUGAAUUCUGUUCAUUUUAUUUCUCGAUCAUAGUUCUCAAUGUGUGCAGCACAUGUAGCAGAUGAAAGAAAUUUUCGUUCUGCAUAUUAUGAAAAAGUUGGAUGUAAAAAUGUAGAAGAGAGGAAAUCAUUGGAAAUAUUACUGAAAGAAAAAAUCUUAGAUAGGGUAAAAUUGAAACAAUUUUGUUUGAGGUAUAGCUUACCUGCAACUUAUCGAAAUACAGUAUGGAAAAUAUGCUUAGGUGUCCUGCCAGUGAAUACAGAUUGUCAUGCUUUCAUUAAUGACCAAAGAAAGCAAGAGUUUCAUGAAAUGAUGCGGGCAUUAACCAUAAUGAAAUUAAUUGAUUUCAAUACUGCAAAGAUUAAACAAUUUUAUGCUGGCUUCCUGCUACAAACUGAUUCAUUGAGAUUUGAAAAUAAUUUUAACUCAUCAAGAGGAUUCAAUGAAAUUGUUCAGUUUCUCUUGCCACUCUACAAAGAUGAUGUAGAGGUGUACUGGAUUGCCAAAGGAUUUUUUUCUAACCUACAUUCAUUUGAUAAUGAUUUUCCCAAACUUAUUGAAAGUAUAAUUCACUACAUAGAAAAGGAAGAACCUAUUCUCUACAAACACCUGAAAUCUAUCGAUGCUCUUGACAAUAUACCAUUUGAUUACUAUUUUGACACAUUUUUUUCAAAUACACUGAACUAUCCAGCUCUCACAAAAAUUUGGGACAAACUAUGUGGUGGAUCAUGCAACAUUUUUGUGUUUGUGUUCGUUUCUCUUCUGAUACAUUUGAAACAUGUGAUUUUGAAAUGUAGAUGUUUGAAAGAUGUUUUGGAAAAUCUAAAUAAAGUGAAUGAGGAUAAUGCUGAAGUUAUUUUCAAUAAGGCCAUUGAUAUGUGGCAGCAAGGCAGUCAUUUUAACGUACAUGAUAAGCCAAAGACAUAAUUCAGGUACAAGGAGAAACUUAUCAUUAUAGCAAAAUAAAAAGAAGGAAUUAAGUAUAUCGGAAUUAGAUUUUAAUUUUUAUGCGAAAUAUUGUCUUUUGUUUAAUAUAUCUUAUUUUACGAAAAAAAAAAAAUGACAAUGCCUUAUUAUGAUUCCAUAUUUGUAAAUAAAAAAACCUUGAAAAUGUG
Harmonia axyridis is the source of this 1215-nucleotide messenger RNA. RefSeq names its product TBC1 domain family member 7 (gene TBC1d7). Gene Ontology annotation, biological process: negative regulation of TOR signaling; activation of GTPase activity. The transcript is spliced from 4 exons. The record is from RefSeq and is a predicted model, not a curated record. Gene Ontology annotation, molecular function: GTPase activator activity. The coding region runs from base 140 to 1027 and encodes 295 amino acids. Lineage: Eukaryota; Metazoa; Arthropoda; Insecta; Coleoptera; Coccinellidae.